Drosophila rhopaloa is the source of this 1799-nucleotide messenger RNA. RefSeq lists its product as uncharacterized. Lineage: Eukaryota; Metazoa; Arthropoda; Insecta; Diptera; Drosophilidae. The record is from RefSeq and is a predicted model, not a curated record. The coding region runs from base 56 to 1522 and encodes 488 amino acids. The transcript is spliced from 6 exons.
CAAUGUAAAGUUAGAAGUUGAGCAAAAAUUGCAGAGCAAAAACCAAUUCGCGAGCAUGUGCUCAUUAAAUGAUAACGAGGAACUCCAAGUUCCCACCGUAAGGGAAGUGCAACAAACGUUUGCCGAGCUACUAAGCCAUGGUGAAGAUAUAACCUGGGACCUAUUGUCAGCCGAUCAGGGAGACAUUCUAAAAAGCAAGAUAAAGGAGCUUAAAACGAUGCAAGGCUUCCCUGGUGGAAUUCCAUUCUUUAUGAAUCAGGAGUUUUUUAAAUCGAUUUGGAAUAUGAGAAAAUACACAAAUGGCCAGUCUCUUACGUCCCUAUUUUUUGUGUUGAUUGUGGAUGAUGUCACCGAUCCGAAACUGGCGGAGCAAAGCAGAUCCUGGUAUCUUUAUCCGGUCUUCCGUUGUCGGCGUUGCGUGGACAAUCACGACGAACAUUAUAGCAGCUUGGAUUGUUGCAUGGUAUAUGUGAAUCAGUACUUCUGUUAUGAAGAUUGGGAUAAGUUCGUGGAAAAUGCGAGCUUUCGUCCCGGACUAAUGGUGACCCCAUAUUGCGGUGUCUACAAACUGAUCGAUGGUCAGGUUGAGCUAAGGACAUAUUCUAUUUUUGGACGAAACCUUCAGAUAUUUUCAUUGAUCAACGAGCACUGCAUAACGCCCGAAACUUUGUCGAAGUCCUCUUAUCAGUCCAUCUUACGUCUCGUUUCGGAUACCAAUAUGGGACGAUUCGAUGGUUUUACUCUUGAAAGAGAAGAACCAAAGCGCGAUAAGAUACUACCUAAGCAGUUGAUUCCUCGGCAAAACCACAAAUCCUUAAUUUUAUUUACACAUAGCAUUAAUAACAUUCGUCUGGCAAUGUCAAUGAUCGAAGAACCUAAUUUCCGCAACGUUUUGGGAAAUCAACUUAAGAUUGUUUUUGACAAAAUCUCAGAGGAAACCAAAAGUUUUAGGGGAAACGUUGAUCUUGUGCGCAGUGCCAAUAUAGUGCCAACAAAAAAAGAGCUAAAUGAGAUUUUAAAGCCCAGUUUGAAAGGCUUUAAGAAACGUAAACUAACCGAAGAUCAAAGUGACGUUUCUGUGAUUCCUAUUGAGUCUCUCAAAAUAAACGAAAUCCAGAUAAAAGACGAAAAAGUAAAUCUGGAUGAUUAUGGAACUGCACUUAAAGAACACAUUGUAAGCAUGGAUACCUUUGAAGACCUUAUCACCAUAAUGGCGGAGAACUUGGAACCAGAAAUGUUUAAGCUAAUCCUGCAUUUUACCCAAACUUCGAUGGAAACCACCAGAAAGGAGUUGUGGCUGGAGCGGAGACACUAUUUAUCCACGGAGACCGUUCUCUAUCAGAUCAUUUUGUAUAUAAUGAAACAACAUUCCAAUUUGGACCACAAUGAAAUUAAGGAGCAGUCUUCAGAGAUUUUACGCAGAAUGCGAUAUUAUUUUGCUUCAACUACUCCCAAUUCUCCUCCUGAACUUCUAACAAAAUGCACAAAGUGUAUAGGCUUCUAUCGUAAGGUUCCAAUUUAAUAUGCAGUCUCACAAUUCUAGAAUUAUUGGAGCUAUUGCAGUUUUUUUUUACCAGAAAAACAUUUAAAAUUUCUGUGUGGUGUUUUAUUGUUCAACGCACAUCCUGUUUGAAAGCCAAAGUAAAAGCAUUUUAGUCAAACCAUUUCACCCGAAUUUUUGGUAGAAACCUCUAAACACUUGUUAUUCGUCAAGUCGAUUUUCGGCUACAAUACUCCUAUUCAAUUUUGACCUUUUCAAGAGACACUUUCAAAAAAUACCAUAUCAAUUUAUUGGAAUC